GUUUCUUCUUUCUUGACCAGGACAUGAGAGUUCUCUGGAGCCACCCCUGCCGUGAUGGGAAACGAAACAACUUCUAGUCGAUAUUAAGGCAUUUGGAAACCAAACUGCAGUAAGGAAACCAGUCCUCUAGGAAAAAGGAUUCCUCUCAAGGGGCUGAUCCUGCAGAAUUCCUACAUUCACUUUGGAUUAGAGUAGAACCAUAGAGUCAGAAGAGACUGCAUGCGGCACCCAGUCCAGGCCUCUGCCGUGCAGGAAAAGUGCAAAGUACCCCUGACAGAUGAGCAUCUAGCCUUGGUUUAAAGGAUUCCAGAGGAGCCUCCACUACAUUUUGAGGCAGAGAGUUCCACUGCUGAACAGCUCUAACAGUCAGGAAGUUCUUAAUGUUCAGAUGGAAUCUACUUUCCUGUAAUUUGAACCCACUGCUGUGAGUAAUCAGAAAGGGAAAAACAAGAAUCAAGUGUCCUUAUUGGAAUUAAAUGUACAUAACACUGCUGACAUGGAGGAGAAAGCAUAUAAAUGUAUCGAAUGUGGAAAGAGCUUUACUCAGCAUGGAAAGCUGAAGAGACAUCAAAGGACUCACACUGGGGAGAAACCCUAUAACUGCCUGGAGUGUGGACAGAGCUUCACUCAUAGUUCAGGUCUACGUUCACAUCAAAGGACUCACACUGGGGAGAAACCCUUUAAAUGCCUGGAGUGUGAACAGAGCUUCACUCGGAGUUCAGGUCUACGUUCGCAUCAAAGGACUCACACUGGGGAGAAACCCUAUAAAUGCCUGGAGUGUGGACAGAGCUUCACUCAUAGUUCAGGUCUACGUAGACAUCAAAGGACUCACACUGGGGAGAAACCCUUUAAAUGCCUGGAGUGUGGACAGAGCUUCACUCGGAGUUCAGGUCUACGUUCACAUCAAAGGACUCACACUGGGGAGAAACCCUUUAAAUGCCUGGAGUGUGAACAGAGCUUCACUCGGAGUUCAGGUCUACGUUCGCAUCAAAGGACUCACACUGGGGAGAAACCCUAUAAAUGCCUGGAGUGUGGACAGAGCUUCACUCAUAGUUCAGGUCUACGUAGACAUCAAAGGACUCACACUGGGGAGAAACCCUAUAAAUGCCUGGAGUGUGGACAGAGCUUUGCUCGUAGUUCAGGCCUACAUUCACAUCAAAGGAUUCACACUGGGGAGAAACCCUUUAAAUGCCUGGAGUGUGGACAGAGCUUCACUCAUAGCUCAGGCCUACGUAGACAUCAAAGGACUCACACUGGGGAGAAACCCUUUAAAUGCCUGGAGCGUGAACAGAGCUUCAUUCAGAGUUCAGUUCUACGUAGACAUCAAAGGACUCACACUAGGGAGAAACCCUUUAAAUGCCUGGAGUGUGGACAGAGCUUCACUCGUAGCUCAGGCCUACGUAGACAUCAAAGGACUCACACUGGGGAGAAACCCUAUAACUGCCUGGAGUGUGGACAGAGCUUUGCUUGUAAUGGAAGUCUACAUUUACAUCAAAGGACUCACACUGGGGAGAAACCCUUUAAAUGCCUGGAGUGUGGACAGAGCUUCACUCAAAGCUCAGGCCUACGUAGACAUCAAAGGACUCACACUGGGGAGAAACCCUAUAAAUGCCUGGAGUGUGGACAAGGCUUUGCUGAUAGUUCAGGCCUACAUUCACAUCAAAGGACUCACACUGGGGAGAAACCCUAUAAAUGCCUGGAGUGUGGACAGAGCUUCAUGUAUAGUUCACAUCUACGUAGACAUCAAAGGACUCACACUGGGGAGAAACCCUAUAAAUGCCUGGAGUGUGGACAGAGCUUCACUCGUAGUUCAGGUUUACGUUCACAUCAAAGGACUCACACUGGGGAGAAACCCUAUAAAUGCCUGGAGUGUGGACAGAGCUUCACUCGUAGUUCAAAUCUACGUUCACAUCAUAGGAUUCACACUGGGGAGAAACCCUUUAAAUGCCUGGAGUGUGGACAGAGCUUCACUCGUAGUUCAAGCCUACGUUCCCAUCAAAGGACUCACACUGGGGAGAAACCUUAUAAAUGCCUGGAGUGUGGACAGAGCUUCACUCGUAGUUCAGGCCUACGUUCACAUCAAAGGACUCACACUGGGGAGAAACCCUAUACAUGCCUUUAGUGUGGACAGAUCUUCACUCGGGAACCACGUCUACAUACACAUCAAAGGACGCACACUGGGAGAAACCUUAUAAAUGCCUGGAGUGUUGAAAAAUCUUCACUUACAAUGGAAAUCUACGUUCACAUCACAGGCCUUUUCAUGACAACAAUAGGGGCAUAUGUCAAGUGUCAGAUUUAUGAAUGAGAAUAAGUGGUACCGAAGGCAGAAGUGUGCUUGUAUAGGAUUGUCUACAUGGAGUAGAAUCAUACGGUAUAAAAAACAAUGAAUAGAGAGUGUGAGGUUUAUAGAAAUAGAUCCAUUCUUGUCUAUUUUUUGUUUGUUGGUGUAGUUUGUGUCUAUGUAUGUACAGUAGAAUCUCACUUAUUCAAGCUAAACAAGCCGGCAGAAGCUUGGAUAUCUUUGAUAAUAAGGAGUGAUUAAGGAAAAGCCUAUUAAACAUCAAAUUAGAUUAUGAUUUUACACAUUAAGCACCAAAACAUCAUGCUUUACAACAGAUUUGACAGAAAAAGUAGUGCAAUACGCAGUAAUGUUAUGUUGUAAUUACUGUAUUUACAAAUUUAGCACCAAAAUAUCACGAUAUAUUGAAAACAUCGACUACAAAAAUGGCUUGGAUAAUCCAGAAACUUGGAUAAGCGAGGCUUGGAUAAGUGAAACUCUACUGUAUGUGUUUUGUUGAUAUUUGUUUCUAAUUUAGCUUUGUUCUUUGUUGUAGUACCUAGUUAGUUAGCCACAUAAGUUUAGCAUCAUACAUUAUAUAAUAUGUCCUUUAUGCAAUAUUACUGUUUUUUACUUAAAAAAUAUUUUCUAAAAAGGUGGCAAAUUUAGAAAGGUUAAAAAUUCUGAGACUGGAGUGGCAGAUAGAUGUGAUUUUAGACCCAUGUGGAGUUUAUUGCCCAAUUUAUUUUGCCUUUAAGGAUGGCCGCAUCGCUCUGGAGUUGAUUGUUAUCCUGUCAGUGAUGCAGAAAGGAGACAUCCCCAGAACUUCUGCAGAACAAAAUGUAUGUGUACAUAUACACUUAAAAACUCCCACAAAUUAUAAUACAAAUCAGGAUUCUACAACUCUAUAUUAGAGUACUUCUCAUCAAAAAAAUAGCUUUCAAAAUAUCAUCAACAAUGGUACAGUUUCCAUGUCAUAAUCUUAACACAGUAUACUAUUGAAGGACAUAAAGAGACAACCAAGUACAUAUUGUUCCUGGAGUUUGAAUUGCAAUGCCAAGAAAUGAUACACACACAACAAGGUCUCCCGGGUUGUUCCCCUUGUUUCGUUAUCACUAACUCGGGUGUUGUGUUUUAAUCAAGUUGUACUCAGUAUGAUUCUUAUCAGUAACACUGGCUCUGUUUGAAGUGGAGUUCUAUAACAAGCUCGUUCAAACGAAGAAUUCCUUUGAACGUGUACCAUUUCUUGGCAUUGCAAACCAAACGAAGAAUUCCUUUGAACAUAAAAACUAUUAUUUUGGAGACUGAAAAUCUUUACUUCAACUGACAAUGGCCUAAGAUUCCACGCAACUCCAGGAACAAUAUGGACUUGGUUGUCUCUUUAUGUCCUUCAAUAGUAUACUGUGUUAAGAUUAUGACAUGGAAACUGUACCAUUGUUGAUGAUAUUUUGAAAGCUGUUUUUUUGAUGAGAAGUACUCUAAUAUAGAGUUGUAGAAUCCUGAUUUGUAUUAUAAUUUGUGGGAGUUUUUAAGUGUAUAUAUACACAUACAUUUUGUUCUGCAUUAUUAUAGAUAUUGUGCAUUAUUCGCAUCCCCAGAACUUCUGCCUGCCAGCCGGGAUUAUGUAAAUCCUCCUCUGCCUAUCUCACAUGAAUUAUCCCGUUCUCAAUUUGUGCUGGCUUAUCAAUAAAUUGAGUAGCAACCCUUCAGUUGAGCUCGGCAGCGCAGCUACUCGGCUUUAUUUUCACAAGCAUAUAUCCCAGGGUUGUUCACACAGCUGACUAUGGUAGUGAAAUACAGUAACACCCCAAAUCCACAAACGGGGUUUAUUGGGCCUACUAUAAAGGCACCAAAAUAUACCCUGCAAGAUUUCAAAGUUCCGUUGGCUUUUCUAUUAGGCAAAGAUAUUAGAAGUCAUACAGCAAAAGGAGAAGAAUAAGGCCAUUGUGAGUGUGACAGGCCCACAGUUUGUCAAGGUGUUGGCUUUGUUAAUGUCAGGCAAGGUAUUAUUUUUCCUCAUUUGGGCUCAGUGAGACAGAGGCAUAAGAUCCGGGCAAUGAAAAGGGAGCUUGAGAGCCACGCUGCUUCUGCCCUGGAUGAGGUAGUCAAGAAUAGCUUGCUCUCAACCACUAAACAUCAGAGCCUUUCAAGCAUUAUUCGUAGAUUUGUUAAUGCUAAUUCAUUAGGGAGAGAAGUUUCCCCUGGCCUGCUUCUAAAGCUGAGAGAGUGUGACUGGGACAAGGUCAGGUCAGAGAUUCUGUAGCUGAGCAGGGAUUUAAACGCUGGUCUCCAGAGUCAAUAGUCCAAGUGCUGCAUCAUGCUGGUGUGAAGACUGUAAUGGCCACGGGAGAGAAGGGUCUUACAGUUGGAUGGACUCGGUCAAAGGCGCUUUGGCCGCUGCCUUGGCUUUGCAAAGCCUGAGCAGGACGGGAGGAUACAGUGGCCUGGAGAUCCUUUGUGAGAUCACCACAAGUUCAUCUGAUGGCUGUCAGUGAAGCAUCAACUAUGGCGUUGGAUAAUCAUCAGCAUAGAACAAAGACGAGGAAUGACUGUCCAGAAACUUCCCAGCACAUUGGUUUCCCUACAGACGGAUUUAAAGUGGAUAAAAACUUAUUUGAUAAUAAGUUUUGAUAUUAUUGAUAUACCGUAACUUGAAACUGUUUUGGACUCUGGAGAUGACCAUGUUAUUGCUAAGUUGUAUAAACUUUUGUUGAAACAUGAAAUGGAGGAGGUGAAAGAUUGUGUGGUCAAGUGGGCACAACAUUUUGGUAAACGAAUACAAAGGGAACAAUGGGAAAGGGUCUGGACAAAGAGUGUGGAAUUUACACUGAGUAAAAAUACUUUUUAUAACAUGAUGUUUAGAUGAUACUUGACACCAGAAAGGAUGGCGAAGAUCUGUAACAACAGUUCUAGAUUGUUGGAAAAGUGGAGGGAAAUGUGGGCACUUUUUAUCAUGUGUCGUGGUCAGGUAAAAAGGCCCAGAAAUACUGGGCACAAAUACAUAUGAUUUUAGAAGAAAUGGUUAAAGUAAAAUUUGAAAUGAAACCUGAACUCUUAUCUGCUUGGGAUGUGAGAUGAACAACUUAAUAGGAAAUGUGGGAGGAGAUUGCUAUAGGUGAGGACGGCAGCAAGAAUGACCUCCACUUAAAGAUGGAAAGACUCUGUCAGAAAAUAAUUGGCUUACGAAAAUGUGAUUCUGUCAGAAAAUGAUUGGCUUACGAAAAUGUGAUUCUGUCAGAAAAUGAUUGGCUUACGAAAAUGUGAUUCUGUCAGAAAAUGAUUGGCUUACGAAAAUGUGAUUCUGUCAGAAAAUGAUUGGCUUAAGAAAACAAGUGAGUUUGUGGGAAUGAAGAGGCUUACUACGUUGACUGAGGAGAAAUCUCUCACUUAAGAAAGACCGGGGCCCGUUGAUUGUGUUCCUCCAACAACGAUGGGGCCAAAUCUCCAUCACCGUUUCUUUGUUUGGGACUAGAAGUUUGUUACUAUAUGAGAAAGGACGUACCAAGGGUUGCUUUUCAGUAAACGGGUAUAGAAAACAGAGAGAAGAUAACAACCAGAGAGAGAAUGCCAGGUCCUUACAUUAGAUAACACAGAUCGUAUGUAGUAAUUGGGUUUUUUAUAUAUAGGAUAAAGUAGUAUUAUUCUAGAAACAGUAUUUUUAAUCUCUUGUUGUUGAUGUUGUUUUGUUUUGGUUUAUCUAAAUAAAGAAAUUUAUUAAACCA
Anolis carolinensis (green anole) is the source of this 6000-nucleotide messenger RNA. Its product is annotated as zinc finger protein 420-like. Gene Ontology annotation, molecular function: DNA-binding transcription factor activity, RNA polymerase II-specific; RNA polymerase II cis-regulatory region sequence-specific DNA binding. Gene Ontology annotation, cellular component: nucleus. Lineage: Eukaryota; Metazoa; Chordata; Lepidosauria; Squamata; Anolidae. The coding region runs from base 497 to 2122 and encodes 541 amino acids. The record is from RefSeq and is a predicted model, not a curated record. The transcript has a single exon. Gene Ontology annotation, biological process: regulation of transcription by RNA polymerase II.